This is a messenger RNA of Xyrichtys novacula (pearly razorfish), 27390 nucleotides long. Lineage: Eukaryota; Metazoa; Chordata; Actinopteri; Labriformes; Labridae. The record is from the annotation of a GenBank genome assembly.
GGCCGGUUCAGUCGUCUCCCUGUUUCUGCUCUCUCGCUGUGUGUUUCCUGAUGGCGCCCGGCGCUGCACGCACCCCUAACCGGACAUUUCAUCGCGUGCCCUGACAUAUUUUUCCGCCAAAAUGCGGAUCCCUACUUUCCUGCUUGCUCUCUGGAGGCUUCGUGAAUCGGCGGCUGGAGGGGAGGUAAAGCGGCUGAGAUAACUCAUUGGGUGCUAUGGUGGAUCCAUCUGGACGGGACAGAGUUCUGCUUUUCUGAAAGCACUUUCCACAGAGGUGGGUCAUACUUAGGACGGUUUUACUUGACAUUUCGUUCAUUUCAUUGAAACCUGUAUUUGACCAGUAGUUGUCACUUCAAUAAAAGUGAAUGGAGCCGGUUUUAAAAGUUGAUAAAGUUGGUUCAGAUUUAUGUUCUGUUCACUUUCUGACUAGUUUGGACCUUUUAGACCUGAUACAGGCCAUGAUGCGUAAUCAGGAGUUAAGCCUCAGUCUCUUAAUCUUCUUGACAACUAAUUGGACGCACUCACUUUGGACUCUUAUUCUGAAUUGUUUAUCCAGAAUUCAUCUUGUGUCUGCAGUUGAUCUAAGGUGGUGAAACUACAUGAAAAGUCUAAGUUGAAUAUUGCAGAUAUUUUUUUUUCAUGAUUUUAGAUUUUAGGGUUAAUCUUACAGAAUUGUUUUCAGGUGGUUGUAUUGAGUUGGGAAUAAACAGUAAAGUGAGUGUUGAUGGUAUCACAAGACUUUGAUGAAGUUCAUUCUAAGGAGGAAGAGAUGGUUAAACCUGUUUUUAGUAGUGACGUCGCAGCUUGAUCCCUGACAUAGCCAUGUGUCCUAUGAGUGUCCCAGGAGAAGAUAGACAGACUAUAAUUAACUAAGGCAGACUUGAGCCAGGGGAGACGAAGCCUAAUGCCACUACUGGGAUUUGUGGGACUCCAUUACACAAUCAGAUAAAGGUCUCACAGUCAGAGCACUUCGAAUGGAAACAUAAGCCUUUAUAGCCCGACACAAGGAAGGUUCCAUUCAUUCCCUGACGAUGGAUUAAAAUAAGUUUUCAUUACAUAAGAAAGCCCUUCGAAAGAUCCACACUUUUAAUCAUUCAUUGAAUUAAUCAGAGACCUCUUCUGUUCAAAGUUCUGGGCUUUUUUUUAUAGAGGGUAUUCUGCAGAUAAACAAACUCAGUUACGUUAAAUCCACAAAGUGAAGGAGGCAUGCUGUAAAUAAUCACAUAUGAUGAUGAUGAUGGUGAUGAUGAUGAUGAUGAUGAUGAUGAUGAUGAUGAUGAUGAUAAGACUCCACUGUGACUGACUGUUGUGAACAUGACUACAUGAGCUGCAUUAAAAUCAGGAGAGAAAUAAAGCGAUCAGCUCACAUGGGCUGAUGUUAGCUAGGACGUCUUCGUGUGUUACAUCCCAGACUGAAAUGUUGACACAUUUGCUGGAUAUUCAAAUGUCUGAGUGAUACAAGUCCACAGUCCUGUGCUGUGAUUGGAUUUAACCUGUCUAGUGCCACUAGCCUCCAAGGUUUGGUUUUGCGUGGAGUCCUUGAGUGUAACCAUAGGACCAAACUGGGCCUUACAGAUCAGUCAUGUCUGUUCAGUCAGUCUCAGUUAACUCACAACUAAGCAGGGAUAUCCAUAUAAUGCCACCAUCUACUCUCUGUGGACCACCUACUGCUGGCAGAUAACAGGCAUUUUAGAUUUUCAAGUCCAGAUCAAAAGCACAGUCUGAAAGCUCCUGUAAGGAGUUUUACACUUUAUGAAACAGAUUCAAGUUGAACACAAGGCCUCUUUAUGGUCCACAAAGCAAAAAAAGGAAAAUAAUGAGAUGAACCUUCUCAGUAUAGUAGUUUCAAAGCGUAGAACUUAUGUGAACCCAUGUGGGCAGGUGACGGACCAGACAGCUGACAGCAUUGUGAUGAAAAACACUGGUUUUACCUUCUCACUGCAGAAUAUAUGUUUAGCGAUUGACUGACGAAAUGCUCAUGAAUUUUGCAACUCUGUUCGUCGUCCACACAAACGUUUUCGUCUAGUCCCGCCUUGUCAACGUAAACGCACAUUCGUCUCGUCACAUUUUAGUCAUCUAAGACUAAUGUUUAGCUUGUCAACGUCACGUCUUCGUCGUAGAAAAAAAGGGGCGUUGACAAAUACAACCAGUGUUGUUUUCGUUGACGAUGACAUUGACGAAAUAUUUUUGUCGAUGUCAUCGUCAACGAAAACAGCACUGCUCACAGCAAGUGUUCAUCAUGGGUGUUGCUCUUGAUUGAAAGGAUGCACAGUAGGCGUUUUGUCAGAAAACACAACUCACAGAUGUAGAGAAGACAAAAAGAGCUCACUCUGUCCACAGGGGGCACCAAAAUCAAACUAAAAUUUCCAGGUGGGCGCUUUAAGGUGGAUCUGGUUGUAAUUUCUGCUCAUGUAGAAGAGCUUCUGAAAAAGAAAAAGACAUUUUCUUUCCUGCAGAAAUGAUGCUUAUUUCUUUGGAACAUUUAAUCCAAGUGUAUGUUUUUUUUUUUCUACUAAACAUAGAAGCACAGACUUCUGGGAUGAAUGCCCGGAGAGUGCAGGUCAGAGGAUUAAUACUGCUGCCAGUGAUCAUACUAUCAUCUCCAAUGCUGACAGUAUAGCACAACUUGUGCUCACUGAAGAGGUUCAACAGGUCAUUGAGGAGACUUGGAAAAAUUAAAUCUUCUCUGCUUAAUGUAAGUUCUCUUGUUUUUCAGCCAUGGAUCUAACUAGGAGUUCAGUGGCCUGAACACAACCAGUUGAGCUUGGUGGGUCAGGGCAACCUUCCCCUCUGGCCGUCACCUUCACCUCACUGGGCCUCACAGGCUCCAGGGACUCACACACACCACGACAAGCUGUGCUGGAGUUGACCCAGUCCGCAGUGAGUGGGCAGCACAAACAAAGCGACCAUGGCCGACAGAGCGAGUUACAGCACCCCCAAAGCCAACCCCCGUCCUGCAGCAGCCCCCCUGCUUCCCCCUGAGCCUAUAGACAUCAUACGCAUCAAAGCCCGCUCCCGCAGGGUCCGGCUCAAUGUGGGAGGUCUAACACAUGAAGUCCUGUGGAGAACAUUGGACCGGCUACCCAGGACCCGCCUGGGACGCCUAAGAGACUGCAACACUCAUGAGUCGCUGCUGGAGCUCUGCGAUGACUACAGCCUCACGGAGAACGAGUACUUCUUUGACAGACACCCAGUGGCCUUCUCCUCCAUUCUCAACUUCUAUAGGACUGGGAAGCUGCACAUGAUGGAGGAGAUGUGUGCCCUGUCUUUUGGUCAGGAGCUGGACUACUGGGGAAUUGAUGAGAUAUACUUGGAGUCGUGCUGCCAGGCCCGGUACCACCAAAAAAAGGAGCAGAUGAACGAGGAGCUGAGGAGGGAGGCGGAAGUGCUGAGGGAAAAGGAUGGGGAGGAGGAGGAGCACGGUUGCUGUCCCGAACAGAGACAGAAGCUCUGGGAUCUGCUGGAGAAACCCAGCUCCUCAGUGGCUGCAAAGGUAACCACACACACAUGUUGGACAGAGUUCACUCUAAAACACACUUUUGUUUUAUGAAUCAUUGGUAUGAGAAUAGAGGAGUGAGUGGCCCAGAGCCAGGGAGAAAGGGUUUUCAGUUUGAUGUAGCCAAGAGGAACUCACCUGUGUGUGUGCGCUUAUGUGGUUUUUGUGUGCAAAUGGAGAGCAGCCAGAGAUUUUGACACACCAAAACUCAAACAAAAGAUACCUUAACCAUCACCUUUUCUAAGAUCUUUCAGUUGAUCUGAAAUCUCUUUGAAUGGAAACAGAAAACAGAAAUAAACAAGACACAAAACAAAAACCUAUUAGCCAACUAAUAAGUCCAAAUCACAAGAUAAGGUUUUCAAUUCUCACAGCCAGCAUCAACGACAUGAUUCAUUUUUCAUCCUGAAUAAUGCGGUAAAGCUCAAGAGUUCAAGUAUUUAAUAAAACACACUUUGGUGUUUUGUUCAAGGUUUUUGCAGAUUGUAAAAUUGUUUCGUGUGUUGUGAUAAUUUAUGCAUUUAGUGAAAAUGUUUUUUGAGGUCAUGAAAUGUUUUUGGAGUUGACCUUCUGGGCCACCGUACAGAACUAAGGUUAUAAGGAUUACUGUGAAAAAAGUUCAUUUUUGAUCAGAGUCGUUGUUAUAACAAACGGGAUUUGGAAGCACAUUAAACAGUGAUGAGAUUUGACCAUUAUAAGCACAAACAUGGCAUUGAGACGAUAAUCAGACCUAAUGUUAAAUUAAAUAAGAUCAAUUAAAUCUACUAUAUUAGAUUACUAUACAAUAUUAAUAAUAAUAAUUAUAAUUAUUAUAAAUUUUUGUAUUAUUAUUAUGACAAAAUGAAGAAAUUCAGGACAUAUUACUGUGAGUGUAAAAAUUUUGAGUAAAACUAGUGAUUUUUUUUUGUGUGUGUGGAAAAACUUGAUUCUGAUUAGUGUUAUGGUCACUUUAUGCAUCAGCUCAAAAAGAGAACAGAAAACACUCAUGUUUGAGCUUUUUCAGUAGCUCAGUUUGAAUUGGGCUUCUAAGUUAGAUAAAAAGAAGAAACGUUGUUGGCCAUGAAAUCUGAGGGAUGAUAGUUUUAGUUUCAAAAAGGUUGUGUUUAUUUUCAUUCAGUAGGGUGGAGGAGAUGUCAUGUAAAUAGUAUACUUUCCCCUUAUUUUAUCACAGUAAUGCGUGAGUUAUGAGCAAACACUUAAUGAUAACAGUCUUGAUGUUUAGUUUUCUGUAUCACCAGUUCAUCUGAGGAGGUAGUACUCCAAAGAAAUCAGAGAGUCCGAGACACCUAGAAUACUCAGGUGUGUUUCCUUCUGCCACCACCAUGAUUAUCCUCCUCAUGCAGAUCCUCACAGAGACAUCAGAGGCCAUUAGAGAGCCAUCAGGUCCAUAAUCCUCCUUCACCUGCAAAGUACAGAGAUACCAUACUGAAGGGGGAGGAGAAGGAGGAGGAGGAGGCCGGGGGGGGAUUACUGCUGCAUGUUCCCCCCCUUGUUCUGGCGUGUUAACACAGCAUUAGUCUGUCCUUGGUAGUGGAAGGUUAGUGAGAUUUAAUGUGAAAACGGCUGAUAUGUCCAAAAAGUUGAAAAGCAGUGAGAAUAAGGACUCCUCUUUGUUGGUUUGUAGGAAAGUUAAUUUAGACUCUGAGAAAUUAACAAAAUAAUCGAUGACGGAAACUCCACCCUGUUGAUUUUUCACAGAGCACACUGAGAACAAGCAGCUUCUGUUAAAGGAAUAAUCAGUAUAAAAAAAAACUGUGAACAGUGGAGCUUUUUAUAGAAACUUGGUGUGAAAGAGAAAACUCCUCAGAGAUCAGGGAGUAGGCUACAACCAAGAGAGAUGUUAUGAAGAAGCCUGAGAGACUAUCAGUACUAUCUGGAUUUCUCUGCUACAGUUUGUUAAAGAGGUAUGAUGCGGAAACAUCCGAUGCAUGAUCUCAGAGACACUUGAUCUGUUUGGAUGAGCUCUCACUGCACCACAGCAUGUUACUGCAGGAGUCUGGAGACGUCAGGACAUACUGGCUACUGUGUGUUGCUGAACAUGUUAUCCUCUCACAGCCUUUAAAAAGGGGGGGACAUUGUUCUUAUUGUCCGUCCAAAGCUCAGAGCUCUUUUUGAUUUCUUUUAUGAAACACUGGAGUCCACCUGAUCCAGCGGCUUAAAGCAUUUGGCAAAACAACGGCAUAAUGUUUGCAGCUUUAACAGGUGCAGGUUUGCAGUCAGAAAAGCCCUGUGUUAGUGUCUGUGUCCUCACACAUCACUUUAGCCCCUAAGCUGAAGUACACACGGUUAGCUUAGGAAACAUUUCUAAAGAUUUUUCAGUGAGCUUACUGUGCUUCUUUUGUGUUUAUCUGCAGCGGAGCAAAAAGACAGCCUCAGAAACACAAUCCAAGUCGAGUCCAUUAGCAGCAGAUGUGACAGCAGGGGAGAUUUGUCUGUUACAGCUAAAUACGCUCUUUGAGUCAAUCCUUCUUCACUUGAUUUAUAAAGACAACACUCAUUUAUCAGCUUCCUUGUAAAUGUGCCAAGUAUCUCAUUCCUCUAACUGCAGCCCUUUCUCCAGAUGUUUCUGUCUAUGAGGUGAUAAUGAGAAUAAGAGAGAAAAGAAAGAAAAGGAAAAAUACUGUGAGUCUGCCAGUGAAAGGACAUGCAUAAGAAACCGAAAAACAAUACAGAUAAGAGAGGUUCAUAAUGAGAAGUGCAGUUUGUAACACACACUAGCUUUUUCUACUCUGAGUCAUCAAACUAAGAAGUGAAGAGGAGAUUAGAGGAGAUAAAUAGCACUUAAUCAGUUUGAGCUGAGGAUAUCGAGCCCCUUUUUUCCAGAGAAUGACAUUCAUAGUGGAUAUUUGUGUAGAUAUUGAUAUAUUCAGAUCAGCUGCUGGAGAUGAGCUGCUUUUGUGUUUCAGGUGAAGUGGUGUCAUUUGGGGGUCAGAGUGGUCAAUGUGUGAACUGCGCUGGAUAUCUAAAACGUGUUUCCUCUGUUAAAUUCAGUGAAUGGCCUCAUAAUUUAGAGCAGUGGUUCUCAAGUCCAGUCCUGGAGGCCCACUGUCCUGCUUGUUUUGGAUGUUUCCCUGCUCCAACACACCUGAUUCAAAUGAUCAGCUCGUUAUCAAGCUCUGUAAUGGCUUACUAACGAGCUGAUCAUUUGAAUCAGGUGUGAUUUAGAGGCAUGAGGCUUCCAGCAGUGUUUGACCUGCUGUCUUGACUCGAUGGCUCCAUUUAAAUAACAGAAAAUGAGAACUGAGAAGAGAUCAGAGAGCGAAAGGACACGUACACAAAGGCAAAUGGUUAAGGAAGACAAGAGAGUGCGGGCCGAUACUGUUAAUUGAUUCGCUGUUUCCAGCUGGUCGACUGCAAUGUCAGCAGCGUGAGGAGAAAGCUGUGGGUGUAUGAGCCAGAGUCCCACAAGACCUGACCAUUUACAGAGCUCUCGUCUUAACUACACACAAGUCUUUUUCAGUUCCUGCCAAAGAACUGACCAUUUACCGGAAAUUGUUUUCAAGGAUAAAGGUGAAGACAAAACAGACUUGGAGGAAAUGGAAUAUGAUAUUUAUAAGUUUGUUCAAAUUAGUGCAUAAUCACCUGAACACAAAAAAGUAUUUUUUCUUUGUUAACUUAGAGCGAGCUUUUUAUUGACCCUGGAGCUUGUCCUCUUGAAGAGAGGCCGCCAUCGUUCAGUACCAUGUUUCUUCAGCUGCACAGAACAGACAAAUUAGCAACAUAUGCACAUUUGUAUUUCAUGAGUGACCACACAUACUGUACUGCACUGGUUUGCAGAAAAAUAUGAUAUUGGAUUAGGAAUGGGCGAGUAUAUGAUCGUGAUCGAUGAUCGUGAUAAAUUUCAGUUCGAUCACGGUGAUCACUUGUGAGCAUAUUUACUAGAUCAAACAUAGCGGAAAUGUGCGUCACAACAGCCAAUCAGAGUCGAGCUUUUCCUGCUCACCUCUGUAAGUUACCGGAAAAAUAAACAGGAGAAAUAAACAGAAUGACCAAACAUGGAGCUUAACGCAGAGCCGAGGGCAGCAAAGUAGAUGUCAGCCAUGACUUUGAGUCAUCCUCCGAAGAUGUUAUUGUUUAAGUUAUUCAACGUCGGUUGUGUGACGGUGGUUCUAGUAUCUCUAAAGUGACAUUGAGCAUUUAAGCCAAUGUGCAAGGUAUGUCGGCGAUCAGCGCCCACCAAAACCGGCAACACAAUAGAUCUGUUUAAUCAUUUGAAGAAGUACUUCCCUAGUGAUUAUGCGGAAAGCAUGAAAAUGCAAGCGGAGUCUGUACAGCCUGUUACUGCCGACGGCACAAGUAGAAUUAGCAGUUUUGCCAUAACCAGCAUUUCACCAGACUAAAGCAGCAGUCAAUCGUAUCAUCUAUGUUUACAUCAUCUAAUGUUGACGUUUUAAGGCGUCUUCAUUAUCUCUAAGGGGACAAUUUGUUUAUUUUGGGUCUUGCAUACCUGCAAAAACACUCAGGACUGUAAACUAAUUCACUGUAUUAUUUAGUUUUUAUCUACAUUUAUUGUACUGUUAAGUUAAAAUAUUUUAAAAAUAUUUUUAAUAAAUAUAUUUUCCUAAGUUUAUCUUAUUCAAUUUGCUUUGUUAUCUCCUUUGUAUGUUAAUAAUCUGUAGUUUUUAGUACAGAUGCUUUAAAACUGGCAGUUUAAAAAAAUAUGACAAAAUAUAUCGUGAUCAUUUUUUUUUGCCAAAUCGCCCAGGCCUAUGUUAGAUACAAAAAUAUUCCCAUUUUUACACACUGUAUCUAUAACUCAUGAGAGCAAAGGUCAAGUCCAAAGAAAUGGAAACAAUAAGUGACACCAAGUGCAAACUUGAAAUGUUCCCUUGCUCGCCCUUCCUUUAUGUGAGGUGAUGAUAUCAAGUUUUCAGCACGGAAACAUCCAUCACUUCAAAUCCCUUUGCACACCACUCUUUUUCUUUCACUUUGUGUAGUCACUCGCAAAAAAGAAAAUGCAUGUGUUACAAGUUUGUCUUCUCUGUGCCUCCGUAGAAAAAUAAUGGUGAAAAAUGGUGGCUUCUGCCCCAGUGUAGAUCUAACAGGCUCAUUCUGAGUUAACAAAACGAUUUUUAUAUUCAGGUGAUUUUACACUAAUAUGAACAGCAUCAUCAAUGUGAUAUUUCAUCACUACAAAGCCUAUUCUGCUAAAUGCUGCUUCACACUACGAAUUUUUCCAAAUUUGUCUGACAUUCAUCAUUUCAAAGAGUGCUGCCAAACAAUGCUGCUAGAAUGAGCUGCUGCCAUUAAAACUAUGACAAACAACACAAGCACAUCAUUAUUUUUUUGUUUGCUGCUGAUUUAUUGUCCAACAUAUUGACCAAAUAUUGUAUAUCAUGAACACACAGUUUAGAGCUCUCACAGUUUGAUCUAGGCUCCUUUCCUGACAGGGAGACAGAGAGCAGACAGUCCUGGAUUAACAAAGAAGUUUGGAGCUAAACUAACCCUCUGUUGUAUAAAUUGAUCUCCAUAAUAGCAGAUACAGGCCUUUAGAUUUCAUAACCAGUGCUUGACAGUCUAACAGCAGUUUCAUAAGCUUGUUAAGCCAGUGUUGUCAGUGCUUAAGUAAUGAGUAGAGUUUUAGGUGUCAGGAUAAGAUGUGUGGUGUGGUUGUUACCUUAUCCACCAGGAGAUGUUUAUUCCAAAUACUUUUUAAAAUGAUUGUUAUUCAGAUCUUUUCAAGCAUUAAACCUUCAGGCUGUAUCAUCCAGACUUACAGAGCCUGACAAACAUCCUGUGACUGUUCAGUUGUUCCAGUAUGAAGUGUUGGAGAAGGGAGACAUGGCUGCAGUCUCCACACAUUAUUUAUUCAUAAGGCCAAUAAUUACAGUCCAGGAUCUGACAUGAUGAAGUGCAGGUAACAGACAGUUCACUCCUCUAUAAAUAGUGUUGGCCUUCAGAGUUUCAUGUGACCAUGUUGGAAGCGUAGUCAGCAGGAGGGAAGCUGCUUAGGCCUCUCUGCUUUGAGACCAGCCGUGUGCCUCUCUGCAUCAGCAGUGAUGCAGCUCGGCUCUCCACCAAUAGGAGUGUCUCUUCAUGGUGACAUGUACACCUGGGAGGUGGGGAUUUAAAAAGAAGCAAUACCUGUCUAUAAAAAAACAAAAACUAACCAAGUGGGCAAAUCUAAAUAGCAGACUAAAGUUUGAUGGUGUGAGUUUUACAGGACUCGCUUUAUCUGUUUCAACUCUUUAGUUUAGACUCUGCUCUUGGUUUUUGGUGGCCCUCCUGGCCCUGUCCCUUUUGUGAACAUUUUGCCAUCCGGCUUCAAAAUGAAACUGAACAUCUUAAAAAGCUGAAGGGUGUAAAUCCUCUCGUCCUCUGAACAGUUUUUAUAAAAUUGUGAUGAAACUCUGAGUUCAUUUGGGUGUAACAGUACAUAACAAGUAAUGACAGAGUGUCUGUAGAAAAAGUCACCUGUUCAUGACAAACAUACACACCCCCACACACUCCCACACACACACACACAGGGUAUGACUAAGAGUGUGGCUUAAUCUUCUUUGCAGCUUUUAGCAGGACUGCUGCUGCUGCAAAUAGACUGACUGUUAGCAGGCUGGAUAGUCUGUCCUGUCCAGUGUGUGACCUGCAGGAUGAGACAGGACGGGGGCAAUAAGGAUACAAAGCACUGACUGCUUGAUUUAAUGACACUAUGAAGAAUAACUGAGUCAAUGGCUGCACCUGCCCACAAGGUGGCCAGGAGCAUUUGAAUUACUGUGAUUAGUGUGUGUAUAUAUAAGGCUUAAAUCAUUGAAACACAUGUCCAAAGAAGAGGAGGAACAAGCCACCCAGGCUUACACUGUUAGUUUUUUGGUUUACAACACUGUGUUAAAAGGGCAAUAACUGAUUUUUGACUGAGCCUCUAACCCCAGUCAUGGAGGGGAAAAAUCUCUAAUAUGGAAUCUCACAAAACUGUGCUGCUCCUUAACUCCCUGUUAUGAUUGAAGUAAUGUGUCUGUAUUUCUCCAAAGCAAUGAUCUACUAAUCUGUUGUUGAUCUAGAAAGGCUGAAUCUGUGAAAAAUAUCUCUAACUUUACAAAAGAGUUAAAGCUAUGGUCUACGAUCUGAAAACCAGUUUGGCUCUUGAGACAGAUUGAAAAAACGCAGCCUGCCCCACCUUCACUCACCCUUCCCCUCCGUGUUCCAAGAUCCCGCCCCCUCCAGCUCGUGUCAUGUUGCCUCCUAAUAACACGCCCCCUCCAAUCGAGCAAGAAGCCGGCUGACAGAAAAUAUCAGCAUCUUACAUACCGAUCAGCAUCUGAUGCAGAUAAAAUUGUUGAGGCUGCUGGGGCCAGUGGUCUCUGGAAUCCGACCUUCAUUGGAGUUGAAGUGAAAUGAGAUUUCUCAUAGCUGAAAGUAACAAACACGACAGUCAUCCCCCUUGUAACACACAGUGGUUGCCAUUUCAAUUGGAGCGGCGCGAUCAAAACCAUAUAUUAGUGGGGCGAAGCGGGUCUGGCGUUGCCACUGCUAGACGGUCAGAGCAGAGCCGAUUGUGGGCGUGUCUUCACCAGCUCAGUUUACAAUGCUAAAGAUACAUGGCUAACUUGUGCUAGAAUCUAUUGACAGAGCCUACCCGUUCCGACCAACAACGUUCAGUCAUUAGUCAGUAUAGGCACAGACUAACCAGUUAUUCAGCAGACAUCUCCCACUAUAGUAAACAAAGAAAUUAUCUGUUUAACAGAAAUUCGGCUGUCUCAGCGUCAGUUUUUAGUCCCAAAUCCUUCUGCAGCUUUUUCCACCGGUCGUACAUUUCUCCAAUGUAGACUCUCCGUUGGCACCUGUAUCGCUCAUAUUUCUUCCUUACUUCAGCCUUUUCCUUGAAACUUUUACGUUUCCUUCUCUUCGAUGAGGAGGGUAACAGAAGCGGCCUCCUGGUUUCUGUGUUUGUCUUCUCUGGCUCCAUUACGCUUCAGUAGCUGUACAGCUCGCUAAUCACAUGUACGUGAGGGGGGUAGUGGGAAGGAGGCGGGACCAUGGGCGGGACGGUGCGGAGCAGGGGAGACAGGGGAUUGAAUGGACUCACUGACCACUGGAUCGGUCGAUUAUUAUGCCUUUCUGCCGCAGAUAUACUGAAUGGAUUUUUUCGUUCUUUUUGAUCUUUAUAUUGCGCAGAUCGGACCAUAGGACCAUAACGGCCUUAUAAACGGUGUUAUUAAAAAGUACCAAGCUUCCAAAUGGUAGAGCAUAGCUGUAAGACUAGUAGGCAGCAAUACAGUUAGAUUUAGGGAGUGAGCCGGAUGAAAUGCUGUCACAACUCUCACAGGAGUUUCUCAGGAUAAACCCACUGACAGUGGUUUUGUCCCUUCAUCUCCAUUAUGAGACCUCAUGAUUGUCCGCUUUAUCACAGACAGCUCAAGACCUUUAUUUGUUGACAAAUGAUGAACAAACAUCCGAAUCAGAGGCUUUAUAUUGACCUUAUAUCACAUAUCACACACUGAUGGAUGAUUAACAUUGAAAAUGAACUGGAUUACACAGAUUUUAAACAUUAUUAGGUUAAUAACCUGCUCGUAGUCUCUGUUAAUUAGCAACCAUAAGCAGGGGGUAUGUUGAGUGUGAACUUCAGAUAGAGUCAUGAUGAGUCAGUUACUUACACAUCCAUUAAUCAUAUUCAGUCAUGCAUUUGUUAAAAAGACAAAAGUUUAAAGCCUUCUCUCAAAGUGAAACGGACUUUUGAUUCAAGGACAACUAUUUGCUUUCUAUCUGUGUGUGCAGAUGCUGCAGACCUGCGGCACACGCACGCUGUCUCUCUGUCUGAUGAAGCACUGGGCCAUGACAGACAGAGCACUUUUACUCCUCCCUCCACUCAGAGCUGCAUUCUCUCUUCAAAUGUUGAGCAGAAAUGCAGAAAACUCUGUGAUAGUAAAUGUCUCAGUUUGGUUGGCUGGUUGUUUCUGUCCUUCUGUCCGCCUUUUUUAUUAUGUAACAGUGAGCUCUGAUGGAGUAUUUUUUAUUGGACAAGACCGUUUCAGACAAGCUAGUAUGAUAUUAUGUCUCAUAUAGAUUGAGACACUCUGAUAAAGGGACACAUUUUACACCUAAAACAUGCUUUCAGGAAAAGCCUGAGUCAUAAUUAUAAAUUUCUUGCUGGAUGUAUCUUUACUUUCUGUUGCUCACCAUGAACCAACAGUGAAGUCAGUGUGACUUUAUUAGGUUAUUAUCCUUAAUUAGGGCCCCAGCCGAGAGCGCAGCUCUGCGGCGAAGUCCUAUUGUAAUCCAAGGGGUUCUCCAUUAUUAUUAUUAUUAUUAUUAUUAUUAUUAUUAUUAUUAUUAUUAUUAUAUUUUUCAGCCUCCGAAAACGCAAAUUUGACCCCCUGAACGACCAUGAAAACUCACGAAAAUUGGCAGUCAGUUCGGGCCCUGCGAAAAAUCGCAAUGUUUUAAAGUGACCCAAAGAAAGCGUUUAAAAUGGCUCGCUAGCGCCCCCUACAGAGCGCCAUGAACUUCAACUUUGUCCGAUCUGCACGGAAUUUUACAGGCACGUGUAUCUUAACGAGAUCUUUGAUUUUGCGCAAUCGACUGUCACGCCAAACGUAUCUUGUUCACAUUUCCUUCUCGAGAUAUUUGUUUAUUCCAUGAUUGUACCUUUGCCCUGCCAUUUUCAUUUAACAUAAUAAUAUUUUAUUAUUAUUAAUUAUUCACAAUUUUUUAACAAAGCUAACAAUAGAUUUUUGUAAUGAAUUCUAAAAGGGGUUUAGGUGCUACUCUAGUUAGUUAACUGUCGUUGUUAAUGAUAAAGCACUGUAAAGAUAAAAAUUGUUCUAUUAAAGGAAAAUAGCACCAUUUUCAUCUUUACAGUGCUUUAUCAUUAACAACAAUGAAAGUUAACCAACUAGAGUAGCACCUCCUUAUGAAAUAGCUUCAUGUGCGGUCAGAUAAUUAAGGUAAUACUAAGAAGUAGAGAAUAAAACUCAUUUAAAAUCUUGGUGCAGAAAUAUUCGUUUUUGAAUCCAGCUGGAAAUGCAUGUGGUCCAUACCUACAAAUGCAUAAGGGAACUGUGAAUUAAGGUUUCUUGACUGAUAAUAAAGACAAGCUCAUUCAAUAGUUAGGAUUAAUUCAUGUGGGGCAACAGGAAUCAGUGAUAUGUCCUCCAUUAAUUCAUUAAUUAGAAAAUCACCAACCAUGCAGACUGACUCCCCAACUGAGAAUAAAAUUGGUAUCCUUACAGUAAAGUGUGACCAAACCAUAGACUGUAUAUACUGUGGACAACUUGGGUUCCGCCUCCCAUCAUUAUACACAUUUGAAGUCGAAUUGCUCUCUAUGUUUCUAGGAUUUUCUCCACUUCCUGGAACCAUUACUUGCGCAGUAGCAUUGUACGCAUUCGGCAGGAGAGUUGCCGAGAGUCACUGUGAUGACGCUCAGCUCAAACAGCAUAUCCCCUGGGCAAGCUACAUAAUCUUCAUACGCCCAUAGGCUGUAUCAAGUGUCAAUCAUAGAAAACAUGAACCCCCUAAUAGCUUUUAAAAAUAGAGCUGCAGUCUUACAGUAACAACAUGUCAACAUCGCAGACAGGGAGGAGAAAAAAAUUUAUUCUGAGUAAUAAAUUCCAAAAGUUUGUUCACAGCUUCAUAGGGAUUGCUGGAGGAGGCGGGGUUUAUGACUUAUACUGCAGCCCGUCACCAGAGGGUGCUGUUCUCACAGUGGCUUUCCCCAGCGAGGAGGCAGACAGCGUCCAUUCUAGAUACAGUCUAUGAACCAAUCACAGUUAAAGCAAAUGGUAAUUGUUUGGACAAUUACAGGCACUGAGCUGCAGCCUCUCAGGGCCAGAGCUGGUUUGAACAGUCAGUAGUUACACCUGAUGAAGCCCUCAUAGCUGCUGAAGCUCCACUCUUAAGUUGUUUUGAUUUAUCCAGAAUAAAAACCAAUAUGUCUAGCUCAUAAUGUUGCCUUGUUUAUACCCUCAUGUCACACAAUGCUGUUCAUUCCUGUAAGUAGGCCUGACUUUGAUUUGAUUUAAUAAAAUUGAUUUAAAAAAAGACAAAAAAAAACCCAUUUUUUAGUUGAGUGGCCUCAUGUCACUUGACUAAAAUCCAUGCAGAAAUAUCCAUGAGUCACAUGUUUGUUUGUUUGUUUGUUUGUUUUUCAGUGUUUAAAAGCUUUAGACUUUUCUUCAGAGGCAGGGAUGGGUUCAGAGAGGCACCCACAGGUGGCACUCUUUGAAACCAGAUUGGCCACCCCAGUUGACAGCCCAAAAUUCUGAACUCGGACUGGCCAUUGUUCUUGUCUCAUGCAGAACUGAUCAAUAUGGCAGUAGCUUUCUUUGUAUUAGGACAUUUUCUUCUGCUGGUGCCUCUUUCUUUGACUGAUAAUCCAGCAGACAGAAUCCAGCUGUCAGGGUUUAUCUGUUGCCUAAUAACUAAUGAGUUUCUUCUUGUAACACAAGGACUUUAUUGUCUUACAAGUCUAUCUUUCUGACCUAAUAACUUUAUUUUCAUGAUAUUUGGCUUAAGUAUGACUCCAUUCUUGUCGUGUUUUUUUUUUUUUACUUAACUGUGUUUCUGCAUUAGUGUUGGAAUAAGUCUUUGCUGUGUCCUUAGCUCUCUGUCAUUGUAUCACACCUUAGACCUUGGCCUGUUUGUCCUCUCUUUCUGGUAUCAUGACCUCCAACAGUAAAAACAAGAUGGCAGCUCUCACUGCCAGAUCACACCACAACUGAUCCUGAAGGGGUCAGACGGGGAUCGAAUGCAUACUCUUGUCUCCUGUUUGGAUGGAAACUGGUUUGGUUUUUUAUGCCUUAUAGCAUUUGUAUUUUGAUGUUUAAAUUUCUUCAACUUUCAACUCAGACAAAAGUGAAAAAAGAGAAGCAAGUCUAAAGGUCCUUACACACCGGGACCAUUUUUUUUCGUGCAAUUAUAUCGGAUGCUAAUAUUUUUUUCAAACCCAUAUCCUGUCAAUACAAGCGUUCACAUCAGCGAUGUUUUCCCGUCCUGCGAUAUUGCGGCAUUUAUGGUCGAUUUCGCAUACUGUGUGUCCACUUCUGACCAAUCUGAUUUUGUGUUUUUGCAAUGUCAGAUUCACUGGUAUGUCCAACACGCAAGAAACAUAUUUGCUUCAGUAUAUAUGCUUUGUAGACAGACAGCUCUCAGUGACUGCAGCUUUCCAGUAUCCAGAAAUUUAGUUUUUGUGGGAAUUACUCAUCACCGGAGCAGAAGAGUUUUCAGUCUUUAAUAACAAACUUGCAGUUCUUUUGUCAGCUCAUGUCUCCAUGUCACACCACCCAGCGUGUGUGAGUGUACCACAGCUUACAAGCUGUCAGGCUGUCUUUUGUUCUUUUGUUCAACUGCAUUUGCCGUCAGAAGUGGAGACAUGAGUGAAAUGUCACACAGCUGAUUAAUGUCAGACAGAAUGAGGCAGCAUGAUUUAAACAGCACCAGUCCACAUACAAGACUCAAUUAGACAGAACAAAUCAGGGUGACAGUUUACACAAAUGUGGGGAAAAAAACGGCCACCAAGCAAGAUUAAACCAAAUAAUACUUCAAACACAGCUACAUCGCAGGUGUUUAAGUUUGAAGUUGCCUCAAGUCAAACAUGGAAUAUAAAAAUAAUCAGUAGACAACAUAAGAGUUACUGUAUCUUAGUGAAGUUUGUUGGAGGCUAUCAGUGCUUUCUGUGCUCUAGUUCCCACUGAUGUAGUGAUUUUUCUUCCCACUUAAACUUCCAUCCUUCCACAUAGAGGGUUACAGUGAAAGGGCUCUUUUUAAGAUGGGGAAUUUUCACACAGCUUUCUGGACAGGUAGAAUUUCUGACAUGGAUUUUGUUGUGCUAAAAUCAACCAUGACCAAAUUAAACAUGAGAAAACAGAGAGUUAAUUAUAGCAUGCUAUUAAAUAGUCUGAACACAGUUUUUUCUGUUAUAAAUAGGAUCAUGCAUGAUAAUAUCUGCUAAAAUUUAAGUGAUUUAAACCAGUGGUUCUCAAGUCCAGUCCUCGAGGCCCACUGUCUGCAUGUUUUGGAUGUUUCCCUGCUCCAACACACCUGAUUCAAAUGAUCAGCUCGUUAGUAAGCCAUUACAGAGCUUGAUAACGAGCUGAUCAUUUGAAUCAGGUGUGUUGGAGCAGGGAAACAUCCACAUAGAAUAAACAGCAUGAUUUUCACCUGGUCCUGCUGUGGGUGGGCUGCACAUCAGCUGUGAUUUUAAGACAUUUGCAACACAGCUGAAUUAUUCUAACUUUCUGGCCGUUUGAGGUGUGGCUGUAUCAUCCUCAUUUGAAUUUUUCACAGUUUGUACUAGAGACAAUGUGACCUUUUCAAAAUAACUAAAGUCACAAAGCACUCAGAUAACAAGGGAAUUUGUUUUUUUCGUAUUUGCACAUGAUAAUAAAAUUAGUAUAACGUGCAGUUAUCCAGACAGCGAGAGGUUGCUAAGUUUUAUGUUAAACUGUGUGUGUGUGUGUGUGUGUGUGUGUGUGUGUGUGUGUGUGUGUGUGUGUGUGUGUGUGUGUGUGUGUGUGUGUGUGUGUGUGUGUGUGUGUGUGUUUGUGUGUGGUAUUUGUCCUGAAAAGCUGUCAAUUGUUGUUAAUCAGCUAUGAAUAUAACAUGUGAAUUCCACAGUGUCACAGUAACCGUGUAGCUGUGAAGAGGGAAAAUAAAAAACUCUAAACCAGCAGGAGAACAGAUUAAGUGUGAAGUAGAUGUCCCCGUGUUUCCUCUGCCUGUAAGGCUUUGGGAGAAUAAUAUCUCCCCUGUGUCCACUCAGAGGACUUCUCUGUGGAGUUAAUGACCGUCGUUCUGACUCUGUCCUUCUGUUACAAGCUUCGAUUUAAUCUUUUUUUUUUUUUCCUGAUGGUGUGUGUGUGUGUGCGUUCUGACGUGCUUAAAGACCAGAUAAUUAAAAUCUGUGAUAUAUACUCUGAGCUCAGAGACAUUCCCAGUUAGUCUUCAGUUUGCUGCAGCAAAGAAAAUAUCAUGUGUUUGAAAAGAAAAGCGACACCCCAGAUUAGUCAGUGAUCCGAACUACUUUAGAAACUGUGACAGAGCUCGGAGGUUACAUAAAAAUCAUGAACUGAUCUUGCCUCAUCCAGUGAGAAGAGAAAGAACCAUACAGGCUUAUGUCAUUCCAUGAUGGUACUAACACCUCUAAAAACUAAUGAACUAUCAUUCAUCAACAUCAGCUAAAUACUCUUUAACCAGUCGAGAGGUCUUUUAAAUGCACAAAAAAAACCAAAAAAAAAACAGUGGAUCUGAUUCAAUGUAAACCAACCCACAGCUCUGAUAGAGUCAAAAGACUUUUUAUGACCGUUCUGGGUUGGAGCUGGAGAGCAGGUGGGGACAAACAACAGAAGAACAGCGCUUCUAUUCUGUGAGAUGAGACUAUAAUCAUGAGUUUUAUCAUGAAUUCCAUCAUGAAUAUUAAAAGAAAAAUACAAAAUGAAUAAUUUUUAACAAAUAAUACACCCUACUUCCUUGAUGAAGUUUAUGUUCUUGCAGAGCUGAGCACAAAUACUCUAAUCCUGAGUUAUUACUUUUACUUUGAAGGUAAUUAAAAAACAGUCAGAGAAACCUUGAACUCCUGUCUUAGCUGUCUUUUACAUCAUCAGUUUCAUGUUACCUAUUAGCACAGCACUGUGGCAGCAGACAAUAUUAAUGUUAGUGUCAUUCAGCUCUGUUUAUGACGGAUACUAUAAAGAGCUCUUAGGGAGCCAAAAAAGCUGGUUCUUGCUUAGCCAAAAGAGUCCCACUGAAAUCCCAUCACUGGUAGGAUUUACUCUGAGGUUCUCUACCAGAGAGACAAGGAGGAUCCAGCAUUACUCACAGAUGGUAGGAUGGAUUGCUGACAACUUGAGACAGCCUGAGUGGAUCUGAAGUCGUCUGUGGUUCUGUAAGAUUAUAAUGCAUUUGGAUUAAAUCUUUUACUAGACUUGGACUUAGAGGCCUCUUUUCAACAGGUUUUAACAUUACUGAUCACUUCCAGUGUUUUUGGAAAGAGUUGGGGCUUCCAGUGCUAUUGAAGGUCUUGGUCUCUGGAUUAACAGUCAACUGUGAAGUUAAGAAGUUCAUUCCCUACAAGGACAGGUUCCUGCAUUUUAUCCACUGGAUGGGAAGCUAUGAGUGCAUUUUUUCAUGGCUUUUCCACCGAGGGGUGACCGAACACGGCAUUGUAUAGUACUCAUAGUGUUUCAAAGGCUACACACAUGGCACUUCUUUUGUGUCUUUUCAGACAUGAGAGCACCGGGACAACCCCUCCUCUUGCCCCCCUUUAAGUAAACAACUGUAAAGGUCCUUACACACCAGGAACAACACAAAUAUACAAAAUAUUCUGGGGUGAAUUUUGACGCGCCUGACUAUACACAUCAAGUGCAAAGUUUGUCACUGAAUAUUUAUUCAACAUAAGCAAUCACUUGGCAACAGCAUCAAGGUAUUGAUCUAGAGCAAAACCAGAAUCAGUGGUCAGGAGCAAUCAUCCUUCAAUGUCUGGGUCAAGAAAGUGGAACAGAGAGAGAUCAAGACAGAGUAGGUUCAGAUGGACAGGCAGACAGCAAGAGAGGCUGUUGACGCCAAAAAAGAUACUGACAGAAGCUGUAAAAUGAUCAUCAUGGCAUAAUAAUAAUAAUAAUAAUAAUGAUAAUCAUAAUAAUAAGUAUAACCAGAACUUACAGCACUCUCUGAUCGUUGAAGAUCUCUGCAAAGGUAGAGAAGUUUGUGAGCAUUUCUUCUCAAAAUACUCUCAAGGUCUUUGUGGAUAAGUGUGUGUGUCUGCGUGUGUGUGUGAUGCCUGUGAAAAAAAAAAAAAAAACUAUCUGUCUCCUGCAUCUGUUGUGGGAGCAAAGGAUUAUGGACAGGGAGCUGGCUCUGGGUCUGAUUUGGGGAUUAGUUAUCGGAUGUUAAAAAGCCAGUGUGGUGUUUAUUGUUCAAAUGGUACGCAAAGUUCCCACUCGGUUUUCCAUGACUUUAGAAGUGAGUCCUCUGUUGAUAGUAAGACCACGAGUCUUCUUACUGUGAAUGCAGACCAUGAAACAGCAGCUGGAAACGUGGUUGAUGAAGGCAGCAGCUCCAAAGAUAAACUGAGCUGACCUCUGCAGAAACACCAGAUCUCUUCUUUGCUGUUCCAGAAAUACCUCACAUAUCGAUUAGGGCUCAGGACUCCCUGAGCAGCUCUUUCUUUCAUUCCAUUAUGUGUUUUCUGCUGAUUUCUGUCUCCCUCUCCCCCCUCGGUCUGAUAUCCUCCCCCACCUUCUCUUUAUGUUUUACAACAGGACUACAAUAUACUGUAUUGGUAAUACAAAGCGGGAGCAGCAGAGGUGAAAAUGAUAGUAAACAGAGCCAGUCCAAACAGACUGUGAGGUGCUGCUGUGUUUAUAGUGACUUCAGCCAUGAUUUGCUGACUGCAGGUUAGAAGCCUCUAGUUGGGCAUUCAGACCAUCACUUUCUUGACCCUUUGGAGCCAGAAAUGACAAACUUUUGACAUGAGGCUGGAUUCACGUUGCUAAGCCUCUUUGCUGAUCAGGUCAGUUCAGUGUUUGAAAUGGUUCGAAUCAGAGGUUCCCAAAUUCUCUCAUGUCAAGAACCACCGUAUAGCUUUAACCUCUGGACAGAAACUCCUCCCCUACAUGAAGAUGGUAAAUAUCAAAGAUAUAAACAAUCAACUUCUUCUUAGAUAGUAUUUGAUAUUUUAAUUCUAUCGAUUCAGUUCAUCCAGAGUCUUUUUGGUCAACAAUAUUUUACAAUUUUUCAGAGAAAUAUGUCAGCGUGUCCCGUCCUUUCAGACUUGCUGGAGUAAAGCCAUACUUUAUGUCUGCUGGCUCAUACAUAUGGGUAUUCACUGCAGGUGUCUGUUUUGUGGCUUCAAUCUGGUGUUACUAUUCCUAGUUUUCAGCUAUUAAAACAUUUUCCAAUGUCUCAGUUGAACUCCAGGCAGCUGACUGAUAAGAGUAGGAAUAAGAAUAACUUUAUUAAUGGCCGAAGGGAAAUUCAAUUGUCUGUUGUCUCACAUAAUAUGUCUCUAAAAGUUAUCUAUUAUUUACACAAGAGUUAUAAAGUCUGAUGGCUGUUGGUACAAAAGAUCUUCUGAAUCUUUCUGUCCUGCAGCGAAGAGAGAGGAGCCGUCCACCACCAUUGGCCCUUUGGUCCAUCAAGAUGUUGUAAAGUGGGUGAUCCAUGUUCUUAAGAUCCAUGUCCUGAGUGGCUUGGCUGUUGUAUGCUUUUUUAUCUCAGAAUGAUCAGCAUGGAAUAAGAGAACUUAAAGUAUCCCUUUGUUUAGAUGAGAGUGGCCCCAAUUGUGUUUUGAAAAAUAAAAUCUGUGUUCAUAUGACAAAGUGGCAAAGAUCUGUGUGUAAAGGUCCUUACCAUAGACUGUAUAUACUAUGGACAACCUGGUUCUGCCUACCUCCUGUAUACGGAUUUGAAGCCAAAAAGCUCUCAGUAUUUCCAGGAUUUUUCUUCAUUUCCUGAAACCAGCGCUGUGCAGUAGCGUUGUGCGCACUCUGAUGCGCCUGACUAUACACAUCAAGCCUGAUGCAAUUUUUACAGGGGGAAAAAAGACACAUCCCGGAUGGAAGCGAGUAGACUGACACAACACGAGACUGACUGUUUUUCAGUUCUGAUUAGACACUAGUGUUGAGAUGACUGUCUGUCAUGAUAGCAUGUACUGAGUCGGGGCCAGUACCAGAUACUGGCCAGUGCCCAAAUUUCCCAAUCAAAUUACAAUCUGAUUGGUCAGAAGUGGACACACAGAAUGCGAAACUUUUGGAAAAAUCGACCAUUAUCUGAAAAAAUGCCGCAAUAUCGCAGGACGGGAAAUCGUCGCUGAUGCAACGAACGCUUGUAUUGGCAGGAUACGGGUUCAAAAAAAAAUAUCUGACAUCCGAAAUAAUCGCACGAUAAAAACGGUCCCGGUGUGAAAGGACCUUUAGACAGAAAGCGCUGCAGUAUGCAUGCACUUUGCUGGAGAAUCAUUAAUAUACCCAGGAGAGUUAGCAAUAACAUAGCUCAGUGGUCCACCAUUAUUGUCCUUCUCCUCCUGUUUGCACACAGCUGUUUGACUGAAAUCGUAUUACAUCUGUGAAGAAGGCUGAGGCAUCUGUAGCAAUUUCUUAAAGAGGUGUUUUGAGCUGAACUCAAGAGCAGACCGGAGACAAAAGAAGUGUUGAAAGGUUUAUUGUUAGUAAUGGUGAAGGGAGGAAGGUAAUCCACGUUUGGAGGUGCGAGGAAGCUCUGAGGUUAGAGUGAGUAACUGAGGAGGCAGGUGAGUGAUAGGUGCGAGAUUGGUGGCAGAGGUUGCGGCUCGGCGUGUCGGGCUUGUGGAGGCAGUGGAGAAGUAAAGAGGGGAGCUGGGUAAGAAACAGGUAAGCACAAAUAUUAGCAAUUCUACAAACUUUUAGACACUCCUGGUCGUCGGUCUUGAUCUGACGCUGAGGAGCCUCUCUGCAGCGCUUAGGUGUAAAGAGUGAUUAGUGUUCAGGCGCAGGUGCGUACAUGCCGGAGGAGCAGAGAAAAGGGGGAAAUCUCCCCACAACACAAAAUGAAAUAAUGGAUGCAAAUCACCACAGCAUCACUGUUUUCAGAGGAUGGUUUCCACAGCGACAAAGGCUUGCACGUUCAUGACUCUACUCUGAAAACAAGUUUCAUAAACUUUGUGUUUCCAGAAACUCAUACCGCCAUUUCUGUAUAAAGGAGCAUCCAAACACAACAUUUAUCACUGUGUGCUAGAUACAUGUCAGUGUGAACAGCUUCUUAAAAGUGCACAGACGUCUAAUAAUAAACACUGCUUAUUUAAUGUUAUAGUCAAAAAUAUCACUUAUGACCCCAAUUUUGAGAAACAGUGAUCUCUGUAGAAGUGAGUCUAGGCAGAGAUCAUCUCUUUCAGCUGAGUCAAGCCCAUUUUUUUGUCAGUGAAGGUAUCUUGAAUGUGUAGCCUUCAUUAAUGCUUCCCUGAUGUACAGAUUCUAAAUCAGCUUGUGUUUUCCUAGUACUGCUUUAAUUCUGCCUCGGGCGCCAAGGUCACAGCAUUUGGCAGCCAUUAAGCCAUUAAGACGCUGCGGGGUGGACACACUUUGAUAGACCUGCCCUCUAUUUCCCUUUGUGCUUCUUCUCUCUGGCUUUCAGUCCAAGUUCUUUUCCAUCCAUCUCUCUUUCACUCUCACUUUUCUUUAGGAUGCGUGUCUUUGCAGAUUUUUUUUAUCUAAUGUGGAGAACGGCAUCACUCGGCCUGAAUAAGGACUGUGGGCAGCCGAUACAGUGUAAUGCUGUAAUGCUCUGUGUCCUCUGACAUGACUCUGAAAAGCCAGACUUUCCAUCCUCCAGAAACCGCUUAGACAAUCCUCCUAUCUUAUAAUUCCCAGGAAACUCUCUUCUGACUCACAGUAACUGUUGUUAAUGCAAAAUAAAAAAAUGAUAGAUAGAUAGAUAGAUAGAUAGAUAGAUAGAUAGAUAGAUAGAUAGAUAGAUAGAUAGAUAGAUAGAUAGAUAGAUAGAUAGAUAGAUAGAUAGAUAGAUAGAUCAUUACUGUCUGCUAAAUCAGCGAUUUGUAAAUACUUAUCCCAUCAGAAUAAAAAAAACUUGUUGAUUCAAUUACCUUUUCAACACAGUUAUAAUUAAAUCCAUUAUUGCAUAAAAAAUAUGCAGAACAUAGAUUUGAAUUUUAUUAUUUACAUUGGCCACAGUUUUGUCUAUAGUCUCGUAAAAUAGACAUUAAAAUAUAACAUGAGAUACUUCUGAUUAAUGCCUCUUGUGGAAAUUAACCUGAUUCAAAUGUUACCAUGAGUGAUUUUUCAAUUUUGAUUUAUUUCACUAUUUCACUCAUAAACUGCACUCUGUCUGCAGAAUUAAAACACAGAGGUAAAGGGAAUAACUAUCAAUAUGAAUAUGUGUAUUAUAUUAUCUGUAACACUUAUUAUAAACACCAAAUCAGACUCUAAAAAGUAGGAGAGGCUUCCUUAAGGCGCCCAAAACUUAAACUUGUACACCAGCAGUGCCUUAGUGUGUUCAUUAUUACCUCACCAACUACAGAAGAACACACACAAGACAACGCAGUCGUCCCAUUCCUAAAAAAAAAAAUGUGCCGUAGGAUUCAGUUCAGUAAAACACAUAUGAAAAAGGUUUCUGCACAUCAAACUGGAACAUGAUUUCUUUUGUUCUGACGAUUCUUCCUAAAGGAGGAAGGAAAGAAUGAGUAAACACUUCUAACCUCCCUCUAUCCUUUCUAUAGAUAGCAACUCAAUCCUAUUACAAUUAUCCUGAAAUGUCCUGGCGAGGGCUGCAAAGGGAAGACUCAGACCUCACAUGCUUUAGCAAACCUCACUCGGCUUGACAUCGGAGUUGGUCAUCUUUUUUUUCCAGAGUUUUCAAGGAGUGUCCAUUUAGUGAGCAGACGUAUAAAAAGUAGGAGAAUAAGGCUUCAAACCAGCAGCUUUCAUACAGGUUCAGACUUGCUUAAAGAAUCCUCUUUUCAAAUUUCUAGCUGACUAAAUUCAAGGUGACAACUUAAGAUUGAUUUGUGUCCACUUAUUAAAAAAAAAACUGGUAAUGCCAAAUGUUUACUUAUUUUGUCCGGUUUAGUUGUUUAGUCAGCAUCUCCUUCUCAUAAACGGCUGAACAGGAAUGUGAAUCCAGUGUCUCUCCAUAUGACACCCUGAAGACUCUUUCCGUUAAUGCUUUCUUUAAUAUCAGCUUUGACUCAUGUUCUUAAUUCUAACUGAAUUCCUUUUCUAAAAUAGAAAACUGAGUUAUAACAAACCUUAUACAAAAGUUGAGUUAAACUUGACAAUAAACUUUAUUUAUUUAUAAAAUUGUUUUUGCAUUCAGAAAGCCCUCCACAGUUUGUGAAAACAUGUCAGAAAAGCUCCCUAAAUGCUGGGGAUGCAACACCAAGGAAAGCCAUAUAGUGACUUAAUGUGAUUUUGAUGUGCCUCAAAGGAGCUUAUUACAGAAACGACUUCAGAACCCUCCUUAGAAAAAAACUGCUUGGUUCUUGGUUUCAGGUUGUAGGUGUCCUUGAGCUGUUAGCAACUACCUCGUUAACUUUUUAUUUUUAACUAAAGCUAGUAUUUUUCUGCAGGUGAGGUGUGCCAAAUUUCAAACACAGGAAUGUAAGAAGGUGUGAUCCUUAACCCUGCCCUGUGUCUGUUGACACUGGGUUAACACGCUGCCAUGUGACUAAAAAGCUCUACCAGGAUGUGAAAUAUUAACAAAAAUAUUAUAUCUAGUGUAAAAGUUUGUAAAUGUCUUUGUAUUACCAUCCCACUCUGGCUGUUAUUAUAUCAAUAAAAACAACUUAUUUCAGAAAUAAACAGGUUUCAUCUGUUGAAUAAAACUGAAUAUUUAAAGAGAAGACCAAAUAAAAACUCUGGAAUCACCAGAGCAAGUACUGAGAUCUAAAACGAGGACAGUAUGAGGACAGCCUUUAGAAGUUUGUUUAGUUUUUGUUCUGACAGUCCCUUUGCAGGUCAUUUGUGGAUGACCACUGACUUGGGUAGCUUUUCAUUGUCUUCUUUCUGUGUGCAGUGGUUGAUUCUCAGAUCAUUAAAUAAGAGAUAUCUUUUGUAAUUUUUUUUUGAGCUGCUUCCCUCCAAGUUGGUGUCUUUUGAGCAACAUCUGUCUUCUCAAAGCCAAACUACCACCAUAGAAAUGAGGAUGAUCCACAUCUGGCAAUAAAAUCCAACAACAUUAAUUCUGAGGCUGGCAAUGUAUUUGUAGUGGGUUUUUUUUUACCUCAGCCAUGCAUGAUGCGAUACCACAUAUAAAUCUCACAGGCCUGUCUUCCCAUUGUUUGACAAUCGUUUGAAGAAUGACAUGCUGCAUAUUGUCUUUUGCCCACUGUUAAAAUUAGAUAAAAUCUUGUACAACCUCAGAUUUUCCUUCUUUGAUUUGUUCGGUACAAAAACAAAUCAGCAUAAAGCACCAUUUGCUAUGUCCUCUGAUACAUGUUCUCAAUGACUCAAAAUCUGGUCUUUGUCUUGCAGAUCCUGGCUAUGAUCUCCAUUCUGUUCAUCAUCAUUUCCACCAUCUCGUUGUCCCUCAACACUUUGCCAGAGCUCCAGGUUGUAGAUGAAUUUGGACAGUUCAACGAUAACCCUAACUUAGCCCAUGUGGAAGCUGUCUGCAUUGCCUGGUUCACCAUGGAGUACCUACUGCGUCUGCUCUCAGCACCCAACAAGUGGAAUUUCAUCAAGGCACCUCUGAACAUCAUUGAUUUACUGGCUAUCCUGCCUUAUUAUGUGACACUCUGCCUAACAGAGUCUAACAAGAGUGUGCUGCAGUUUCAGAAUGUCCGCAGGGUGGUCCAGAUCUUCCGCAUUAUGAGAAUCCUGAGAAUCCUGAAGCUUGCCAGGCAUUCAACUGGACUCCAGUCGCUUGGUUUCACUUUGCGCAGAAGCUAUAACGAGUUAGGUCUGCUGAUCCUCUUCCUUGCCAUGGGCAUUAUGAUCUUCUCCAGCUUGGUGUUCUUUGCUGAAAAAGAUGAGGAUGCCACCAAAUUCACCAGCAUUCCUGCCUCCUUUUGGUGGGCUACCAUAACCAUGACUACUGUCGGUUAUGGAGACAUCUACCCACAAACCCUGCUGGGCAAGAUUGUAGGAGGACUCUGCUGCAUAGCAGGUGUGUUGGUCAUCGCCCUUCCCAUCCCAAUCAUCGUUAACAACUUCUCUGAAUUCUACCGAGAGCAGAAGAGGCAAGAAAAAGCCAUCAAGAGAAGGGAAGCACUUGAGAGAGCUAAACGUAGUGGAAGCAUUAUUUCUAUCAACCUCAAGGAUGCUUUUGCACGUAGUAUGGAACUCACAGAUGUGUUGGUGGAAAAGAGAGAGGACAGUAAGUGUCCAGUGGACAACCACCUGUCACCCAGCCGUUGGAGCUACCACAAACGUUACUCCAAUGCAGAGGUUGGUAGUCCAGGAAGGUCCCAACAUGCACAUUACCAGGAAGUAGCUCAGCGGGGCUCCCCUGAACGAGUCAAACUCACGUCUAACAAAGCCCCUUCUCAACACCCCAACACAAAGCGACAGGACGACACUCACAGUGAGCAGCAGGAUAAAUUACUGGAGGAGAAGAUGGAGAUGAAAGUGCUGACGUCCAGCCAGGCCCGGAGGAUUUCACCAGAUAUCAGCCUUGCCAGAAAGUUCUCCAAAGCAGAAGAAGAUUAUUCAGUAGAAAGAGGAGAAAGAAGUUCAAAGCUACCCAGCACAGAAGUGGGUCAAACUGGAGGUAGACAUCAGCAUAUUCCCCCUCCAUUAGAUCUGAGCCAGAUCAGCAACAUGGAGGUGAACCGAGGUCCUGACGCCAUCCAGCCAAUGAGCAUCAUUAAAGAGGGCUUGUAUGAGUUUGUUUCUGGCUCCAGAGAGGGUGGAGCUGGAGAUGUGGCUUUGGUGCCCCAGAGAGUGGAUAACUUUGGGGUGAACUAUGACAGCGUUUGCAGCACCUUACGAGAUUAUAAAAGCCCCCAGAAAACAAGGGCCCUAAAGGUUGACUUAAUUGAAUCUCAUGAUGAUGUGCUUAUGGCUGUGAUGACACCUGUGAUGACCCAAGCCCCCACUGGCCUAACCAUGAUCACUCCAUUACUUCCUGACGACUUGAUUCCCAGGUUUCCCUCAUCUUCUGGCACUACAGCGCAGGACGUUAAGCCUCCACUGGCAGUCCUGCAAUCUCCGUCUGUGCCACACAGAUCUGUCAGUCCAAGCAACUCUCAGAGGGAAGGUGAGGGCUCAGCCGGCAGGAGCUUAGAGGGUGAAGGGCAGCACACAAGCUUAAGCCACCAAGGGAGGAAUCACAUGGAAAGGUCUGCCGUCGGCCCAGGCAGCAGUGUUAGCCCACUGUCAGCUAAAGCUAGCCCGCUUAACUGCUUCCAGGAGCUCGUAACAACAGAGAGAGGGGUGGAAGGUGAAGGGAGAGAGGUAACAGAACAGAGAGAAGAGAGAAGAGAAAACCACAUUGUGAUGGAUGGGAGCCUGACACCACCCUGUGAAACAAGCAUGUAA